AUGGUAAUAACUACAGCACACAGGGCGCUGCAGAACCCGGAGCUCUUCAAGUCGGAGCACUAUAAACAGGCUGCCCUCUCUGUCUGCAGCGGGAUAGCCAUCCACCUCGUCGUUGCGAUCCCGAUCGUGGCUGUCAAGCUGGUGAUAUGGCUUCUCUCCUGGGCUAUUGACCUAGAGAAUGCUGUGUGGGACGAUAAAGUGAUCGGGACUCUGGACUUCGUGUCCAACUACGUCCUUCAGGUGCCAUUUUUCCUCAUGACCCUGAUGCGGUAUAUCACGCCAACCCUGGACAAUAUGUUCAUGGAGUCAUUACGCUGGGUUGAUAUAACCUAUACGCGGAAGCACAAGGACGAUGACCCGACGACACUACGGCCAAUGUACUAUGAUAACCUGCGGAUGUACUCCAAAGGCGGCAUGUCUCAUGGUAAAAAAUCAAGCCUUGCGCCUCUAAAGGCCUUCGCCAUUCGCUACGGAAAACGAACCGGCAUGGCGCUGGCAGUCUACAUUCUCUCACACCUCCCCUUAGUCGGCCACUUCGUCCUUCCAUGUGCAAGUUUCUAUACCUUCAACAAGGCUGUUGGUCUAGGGCCAGCGGCUGUGGUCUUUGGCACCGGUCUAGUACUGCCUAAGAAGUAUCUGAUUGUCUUUCUGCAGAGUUACUUUGCCUCUCGCAGCUUGAUGAGAGAGUUGCUUGAGCCGUACUUCAGCCGAGUCAAAUUCACUGCUGAUCAGAAACGACGGUGGUUCCUCGACAGAAAUGGAGUGCUGUUUGGAUUUGCAGUUGGGUUCUACCUGAUGAUUCGCAUCCCCGUGUUGGGAGUCUUGCUCUAUGGCAUUGCAGAGGCGUCAACGGCAUACCUGGUCACCAAGAUCACUGAUCCGCCGCCACCGCCAGCCUACUCUGAAGGCUUCGCCGAGGGACAAGUGACAUGGACGAACAAGCAUCUCUUCCUUAAGCUUCCCCUAGACUCCCUCGACUUUCCUGUGGUCAAAGCUCGCGAAGGAAAGAAAAUAUCCUGA
Molecule: messenger RNA, 1020 nt
Organism: Trichophyton benhamiae CBS 112371
Lineage: Eukaryota; Fungi; Ascomycota; Eurotiomycetes; Onygenales; Arthrodermataceae
Exons: 4
Coding region: 1-1020 (339 amino acids)
Source: RefSeq, a predicted model, not a curated record